UUGAUUUUCACUUCACUGUGACUCUUUUCGGGCCACACAUUUUUUUAACAUUCCAAUAGUUGAAGUACACUAAACGAUAAGAUUAAUCACCACACGGAAAACGAUGCAUAGCUAUGAAGUCCUUGAAGGCGUCCUACUAGCAGUAACAUUUAUAAUCAUUUUGUGGGUGCAGGGAAUCGUUGCCUUGCCACUGGCUCAACCCGAUCCAAAGUCACUUUCCCUUGGAACGCCGGACAAUGUUUCGGCAGAGAGAGCGCCCCGGCAGAUUAAUCUAAAUCAUUCCUCGAUUGAUUUUCAUGAAAAACCACCCAAGUUCGAGGGCUUUAGGGUCUUCGGAAAGAAACUACAAAACGACUAUCACCGCAAGCCUGUCUACAAUGAAACCAAAGCGCCUCCCACUUCCACGACUAAAAAAUCCACAUUUCGGCCUAAGAAAAUCACUAAAUACGGUAUUCGACUCUUUCCUGCUCCAGAUGGAGAGGAGGAAAAUGGUGAAGAAGCUGGGGAUGGAGGUGGUGAGGCCGGAGGAGGAGGAAACGAUACCAAAAAAGAACUGACCGUAAGAAUUCCAAAUUUUCAAACCAAUAAAUUCGGCGAAAAGGUCUACAAUCCUUGGGGAGUCACCUUCGGCCAUCGAUUCCUUGAUACCCGAUUCGGAAAAGACCAGGCGCCGCGAAUGUCGAUCAAUCCCCAUCCCAUUCAGAACUACUAUCCAAAAGUUGAUAACCUGACAUCUGUCUGCGUGAACAAAUCGACUAUCUACAACGAUAUCAAGGUCGAGAAGUGGAUAAUACGCCAUGUCUAUAGCCGGAAAAAGAAGAUUCGCCCCUUCUUUUUCGGCCUUCGCCGCGAAAUUUACGAGAGCGCCAACUCGGAGCAGUGCCACACGGUGAACUACUCCGAUUGGCAACAGUAUCAGGAAUGCGCCAUUCGUCGUAACCAACUCAUGGAGUACUACAUCCCGAAGUAUCCACGCAUCCAACUUGCGGCCAACUAGGAUCACCUGCAAGUAACUUUCAAUUCAACGAGAAGUCCUACAAAUUUGUAAUAAUGUGAAAUCAAUGAGACCCCUAGAUCAUCAUCGUAAACAUUAAAAAUUUCCAUUAAAAUGUAAAUUCCACUUUCUGCAUUUAGCUUUUGUAAAUUCAAGUUAUUUUAAUAAAUGUAUUUGCUAACCGAUAA
Drosophila ficusphila is the source of this 1182-nucleotide messenger RNA. RefSeq lists its product as uncharacterized. The coding region runs from base 104 to 997 and encodes 297 amino acids. NCBI's taxonomy places the organism in Eukaryota, Metazoa, Arthropoda, Insecta, Diptera, Drosophilidae. The record is from RefSeq and is a predicted model, not a curated record. The transcript has 3 exons.